ACCGAAAAGCGAUCCGCUGGGCGAGAGACGAGACGAGACGACAGACACCGAGAGACAGGCACAACACAGCACAACACCCGCGUGCGUCCGAUCCGGUCCGGAGCGAAGAGGACACCACCAUGAACCCAGCGGAAGCCAUCUCCAGCCCCAAGCGGGACCCCGAGGGCGACGACCACCCGGCCGGGGGCAAUCCGUCCGCGGGAGCCUCCCAGGCCGCCACCCCCGGCCAGGGGGGCCUCCUCCCCUCCAGCAGCAGCCACGGGAUCACCCCCUCCAAGAUGGCCCAGAAACAGCAGCAGCAACAACAGAGCCUGCACAAUACGGCCCGGGCCCGCAGGAGGAGGGAGGAGGCCGUAAGAAGGCUGGUGGCCGACGUCCAGGCCCGGCCGGACCGCAAGCUGGCGGCGGGUGCCUCAGGGGCGAGUCCGGAGGGGACGAUCGAGCAGCAGGACUGGAUCAUCGCCAGCACGGUGGCCCAGGCCAUCGAGCGGGGGCUGGACCGGGACCUCCACCACGAGCUGGUCCAGGAGGCCAAGGAGAACUCGGGGCGCAUCGGGCAGGUCUGCCACGACCACUCGGACGUCUUUCUGGCCUCCGUGGGAAAGGUGGUGGCCCUGGGGGGGCCCUCGGGAGACCUGGCCCACAAGCUGGUCACCGCCCAGGAGGAGCUCGAGAACCGGACGGCGGGGCCCAUGCAGGAGACCGCCAUGCUCUGGGAGGAGGCCACGGCCUCGCACGCCAGGGCCAGGGCGCUGCAGAUCAUGGUGCAGGAGUGCCACAAGGUCUCCGUCUACCUGGACAAGGCCCGGAAACAGGCCGCCCUGGGCCGGCCCCGGGGGGCCCUCGAGGCGGUGGACGACGCCCGGACGGUGCUGACGGCCCCCGUCUCCUCCCUCUACUCGGGCGGUGGCUCCGGGAUCGAGCGGGCGGCCAACAUCGUCAAGGAGGCCGCCAAGAGAAAGGCCAAGAAGCAGGACGCUUCCGACGGGGAGGCCUCCCCGGGCAAGGCCGGCAGCCUGGUCAGCCUGGAGGACACGCCCUUUGGCAGGCGGGCCAGCCUCAUGCUGCCCAAGAUCGAGAACGAGGUCCUCAUGGGGGCCCGCCGGGGCCUCAACCGGUGGUUUCUCAGCCUCCGGAGCGGCGGGGACGGCGCCAAGGCGGGACGGGCGGUCCUGAGGCGGUCCGCCAACAGCAUGGCGAUCGGCCCCGGGAACCUGGGCCUCGGGGGGCACAUGCCCCCGGCCUACCUCUGGCGGGCCAAGGUCUGCGACAAUCUCAUCUCGCGGAUGAACCAGAACGGACGGGUGGUUCGGGCCGUCCGCCUGGGCUACUGGUUCGAGCGCGACGCCCCCAAGGCGGCCCAGCGGCUGGAAACCACCGCCCCUCCGGGCAUGGACCGCCGGGCCGAGGGUGAGUGAAAGAGGUUAAGCGAAACGAGGCGAGGCGAUGGGCUGUCCGGAAUGGUGGCCGUCGUCUUGCGCUGGAGUCGGCUGGUGGAUCGCCGUCUCACGCAUUGUCCMUUUGUUUUGCUCUGCUUUUGCACAACCACAUACCUGUACGAACCAACAAACGCAGCCUUUGCCUCCGCCUUUGGGUGGUACCGCUGCUGGGACGAAGACGUGAGCCUCUUGGUGGAUCCCAGCGACUUUUCCUCGGCACCGGACGACAUGGGCCGGGGUUUGUCGGGCAGCCGCCACGGCCUGGGCGGCAGCCGCCACGGCAAGAGAGGAUCCCUGGGAUUCCGGGCCAAGGCCAAGGGGGGGCUGGAAAGCAUCUCUUCGGGACUGACCAGCACCGGUGCGAGCGUCCGGAAGCUCAAGGGAAGCGACGAGAAAAGCAAGUGGGCCGCCCUGCUGACGCCCCCCAUUUUGUUCGACAACGUGCCCACGCGGUAAGCCGAGCUAGUGGAUGGAUCGGUGGUUUUUUUGUUGUUUGUUUGUUUGUUUUUUCGUGCUUUGUUUGCUCAUCGAAUUCUUUUUGGACACCCUGCGCUGGCACUUUUCUUGAUUUCCUUGUGUGUCUUUUCAUACAACGAGCAGCAAAGACGACGAUGCGAAGUUUAUGGGGCUGGCCGAAUCGGUGCACCCGGUGCGACGAGCCGAAAUCGCCUUCAAAUUGUUGGGCAAGGCAGAAGAAUUCGUGGCAUACUACGAACUGAAUCGAUUCGGAGAUGUCAAAAUCGGAAGCGGCAAGGACGACGAGAAGGAUGGAAAGAACGAGUCACGAAGCUCCCUCUCCUCCCUGACGGGAGACGACGUUAGCAUCGGAACCGACCGCAUCUUUUUCUCGAAAUCCCUCCCCCACUUGUGCGCCAGCGUGGUGGGAUUCAGUGCCGUGGAAGCCGCGCUGGAACUCGGCCAUUUCGUAGACGAGGACGACAUCGACAAGGGCGGGGCGGAUCCGAACGCGGCGGGGCUGGUUGCCGUGCAGACGCUCUUCCGCGACUCGUCCGAGAAGUACGAGCGGUCGCUGGUGACGGAGCUGGGAAACCUCCUGCGGAGGCGGGCCGUGGGUGCCAACCUGGCGGAGCUCGUCCGAGCCUCGUGCCUCAUGGCGGCCUUCCGGUCGGCCCUCAAGGUCGUUCACCCGAGUUCCACCACACGACGAUUCGACAAGGAGCUGCUCGCCAUGGACGUGGACAUUCUCAUGAUAGCGCUGAAGGUCGCACAGGACGAACAACUCAAGGCCACGACCGCCAUCGUCCAGGCCGACCGAAACCAACCCCUGGUGGUCCCCUACAAGUAUCCCACAAAGAAGGAAGGAAACUUCCCCGACCCAGAAGAAGUGGGACUUCCGUUCGGGCUGGCGGAGCUGAAGCAGCAACGGAAGAGAACCAGCAUGGACCUGACCGGUUCCACCACAAGCUUUGGCAACGACAAGGAAUCGGAAGAGUGCCUCACCUUUUCUCAAUCGGUCCCGCUCGUGGUUCGCUCCAUCCAUGCUCGGGCAAUCGCCUGUGCGUCCUUUGCUCUGAGCCAGGAAGAACUGGGGCAGAGUUUUUUGCAGAAGAAGGGCAGCGGCUCGGCGUGCUACGUCCUGGAUUGCGUCGAAGAGUGCGUCAACGUAGCGGCCGUUGGCAUGAAGGACGCGGACAACAGCUCGGACGAGGGAGACAUCGAAACGGCCGUCCAGGUCAUGGCGAACGUCGCGGCCUUGCAGCACAGCCUGCCGCGUCUGUUCGGGACGCUGAUGCGCGGAAUGUGCCACGUCGGCAUGAUCCGCUCCGACCAACUCGCCGAAACCUUCCAGUACGCCGAAGCGACACUGAAGGGGGCCGACAAGGCAUGCGACAACCAAGUGGGAACCAUGUACUCGAAGGUUUACGAAUGCGCCCGAGGAAAGAUCGACGCCCACCUGACCUACGCGCUAGAGGGCUUCAACUGGGUGCAAAAGACGUGCAGAGACAUGCCGAAUGCGUACUGCGAGGGCCUGAUCGGCUACAUCAGGAACGUUUUUGAUUCGCUCGGACCGAUGGACGAGGGAUCCAGAGCGGGCCUCCACUUCUCGUGCUGUGGACACGUGGCCGAGCGCCUCGUCAAGAUCUUGUCGGACCGUGCGCUGGAAGAUGGAAGCCGCUCGGACGGCGGCCUCCCCCCGAUUGCAAAGAUCGAUCCCUUUGGACUCUACAACAUGUCCAGCGACGUGGACGAGUUCAAAAAGUUUGCGACGAGCACCGGCGUUCCCCAGCUGGCGGACUGCUUCGACGAACUGAAAUCGAUCACCUCCGCGAUGCUGGACCCGGACCUCCCGAAUUUGCUGAGGCCGGAGAAUUCGGAUGCACGCAAGCGCAAGUAUCCGUACUUGAGCCUGGAAAAGGUCGGGUACGUAGGAUAGGCCUUGGUGGCAUUGCUUGGCGUUUUGUUUUCCGGAUUUGCGUCGUCUUACAUUGUUUUCUGAUCAAUUGUAUUGCAUUGUAUUUGAAUCUCGUGCACGCCGCAAUCUUUUGUAGAAACAUAUUGGAAAAGUACAGUUCCCCCGGCAUGACACUAAUGGGAGGAGGCAAAGUGCCCGCCGGCAUGCUGACGCUUGACAAGAAGGAGGUUGUUGCGUUGUUAAAUCUCGUCCGAAGCUACAAGUGAGAGCAAGAAACUAGCUAGGUAGAU
This is a messenger RNA of Pseudo-nitzschia multistriata, 4103 nucleotides long. The record is from the annotation of a GenBank genome assembly. NCBI's taxonomy places the organism in Eukaryota, Bacillariophyta, Bacillariophyceae, Bacillariales, Bacillariaceae.